This is a messenger RNA of Plasmodium gaboni, 6927 nucleotides long. RefSeq names its product transcription factor with AP2 domain(s). The transcript has a single exon. Gene Ontology annotation, biological process: regulation of DNA-templated transcription. The record is from RefSeq and is a predicted model, not a curated record. Bases 1 to 6927 code for a protein of 2308 amino acids. NCBI's taxonomy places the organism in Eukaryota, Apicomplexa, Aconoidasida, Haemosporida, Plasmodiidae. Gene Ontology annotation, molecular function: DNA-binding transcription factor activity.
AUGGAGUUAGACAAUAGUAAUUAUUUCAUCAAUAUAGAAAACUUAAGUGCAGAUAAAAAGAAUGAGGAAGAAGAUAUUGAAAUAUUAAAUAAUAUGAAUAACAUAAAUUUAAUAAAUGAUAAUUCUUCCAUGGUUAGCUCUAAUAGUGGUGGUAUUAAAAUAGGAAUAAAUAAAAAGGAUUAUGAUUUAUAUAUUAGUCAACUGAAGGAUAAAAAUAUAAAUUCUUUAAUACGAACUAAAAAUAAAUUAAAUAAAAAAGAUGGUAGAAACAAAAAUAAUAAUGAUGAUUCUUCAUAUUAUGAAAUGAAAAUUAUUGAUGCCAAGACUAAUGAUUUUGAAUAUAUAGGUAACAUGAAAAUAGAAAAGGGACUAAAUGAAAAUAAUAUAUAUAAUAAUAAUAAUGAUUUAAAUUAUGAUUUAAAAAAUGAUAUUUUUUUAAUUAAUAAAAUGGAACAAGUUGAAAAUAUUAUAAAUAAUGAUAAUUUUAAAGAUGAUGAAAAAUAUCGUGACCUAACAAACGAUUUAAAGAGUAUUAGGAUAAAUGCAGGUGUUGAUAAAAUUAGUAAUGAGCAUUCUUCUGUUUUAUAUGCAAGAAAAAUAAAAGAAGGAUCUUUACAGAAUAAUAGUGAUGUUAUUUACUAUAAUAAUAGCAAUAAUUAUUAUUGUGAUGUUAUAAACGAAGAAGGAAUGAAUGUACCAAAAAAUAUAAAAAGCAAUGAGUAUUCUCAUAACUUGAAUAAAAAUAUAUUUCAUAAAGAUGCAAAUCUAUAUGAUGAUUAUCAACAUGAGUUGGAUGAAGAUAUAUGUGAAAAGAAUUAUGGAAUUAACUAUUAUGAUGAUAUGAAUAAUUCCAUAAUAAAUGAUAAUAUUAUAUCUUUUGAAGAAAAUAAUGAUGAGGAACCAAAUAUUUUAACCCAUGAUGAAAAAGGACACAUGAAUAUAAAAGAGGAAUAUAAUAAAAAAAUUACAUAUAAUAAUAAUAAUAAUAAUAAAAAUGAUGAUGAUAAUAAUAAUGAUAAUAGUUUCAAUAUGGAAGAAGACGAAUAUCCAUGUGAUUUAUUAAAAAAUAAUAUAUAUAUUGAUGAUAUUUCUUUAGAGAAUAAAUAUGUAGAAAAUAAAUAUUUUAAGGAUGGAAACAUAUCAGAUCUAUCCUAUAAAAAUAAAAUUGAGGAAGGCCAUGAUAAAUAUGUAUAUAGUAAUAUGAUAGAAAAGAACCAAAUAUAUUUAAGAAAUAAAAAAGGAAGGGUCUCUAUAUAUGAUGGUGAUGAAGAUACUACUGGUAAAGCUAUAAAAAUGAAAGAACCUUUAAAUGAUUAUAUUGAAAAAAGUAUUAGAAUAAGAAAUGAGUAUAAUGAAAGGAAAUAUAUAUAUAAUAAGAAUGAAAAAGAAAUUGAUGACAAUAUGAUAUAUCAGGAUAAAAUAAAUAAUAAUAAUAAUAAUACACAACAUUUGCAUAACGUACUAGAUGUUCCAACUGAAUAUGAUAACAAUGAAUAUGUUGUAGAUGAGGAAUAUACUUCUUUUAAAAAUAAAUCGAAUAAUGUGUUGUAUGAAAAUGUGGAUGAUAUGAAUUCGCAGCAUGAAGAGCGAGAAGAUAUAAGUAUGAAUAUAAAUUCUAGAAUAUCUAUGUUAAGUGUAAUGAGAGAUGUAGAGAAAGGACAAGAAUGGAAUAGAAGCAAUAAUGACAAUAAUAAUAAAAAUAAUAAUAAAAAUAAUAAUAAUAAUAAUAAUAAAAACGAAAAUAAUAAUAAUAAUAGUAACCAUUAUAAUAAUAACCACGACAAUUAUCAUAACAAUAAUGAUGAUAAUCAAAGUAAUGAUGAUAAUCAGAAUAAUGAUGAGGAUGAUAAAAUGGAUGAUGAACUUAUCGAUGAUGAUAAUGAUGAUGAGAAGAAAAAAAAUAAACAAGAAGAAUUAGAAGAACAGAAGAGUAAUAGCUAUUUGGAGAAACAAAAUAAUGCAAUUUAUUUUAAAAGACCACAAAGAAAAGCAGCGAAAAAAUGUAUCAGCUUGUGGUCAGAAGAAUUAAGAAAAAAAAGUGAAAAAAAUAACCCCAAUUAUGAUAAAGUAAAAAAUAUGAAUGAUUCCAAAAAAGAGGAAAGGUGGUUAAAAAAAAGAGAAAGAAGUGAAAAGAAAAGAAAUGAAAAAGAAAAAGAAAAGGAAAAAAUUGAAAAGGAAAGUAAUGAAAAACAACGAAAUGAUAAUGAUGAAUAUCAUGAGAUGAAGAAUAAAACAUAUAAUCAACAAGAUGACAAAAUAUAUAAUCAUUGUGAAGAUGAUAAUAAUGAAAUAGUAGAAAUAUAUAAAAACAAUGAAGAAAAUUUAUUAUCUAAAAAACCUGAAAUAAGAAAUAAUUUAAAAUUAAAUGAAGAUAAUAAAUCAAGUAUUACAAAUGAAAACACAAAUCAAAAAGAUGAAAAUUCUUCAUUAGUAAAUAAUGAAAAUAAUAUCCCUUUAUUAUUUAAUGAUACUAUGGAUGAAAGAGAAAUGUUUAAAUAUUUAGAUACAUUAAGACAUUUACCAAGUAAAAAAGGAGGUUCCCAAUAUAAAUUACAUAAAGCUAUGUUAACUGAACAAAUGGUAAAAAGAGCAAAGAAAUUUCCAAUGGUUCAAGGUGUAUAUUUUGAUAGAUAUCAACAAAGAUGGAGUGUCAAUUGGAUUGAAGAUGGUAAAAGAGUAGCAAAAUAUUUCCCUAUUAAACUUUUUGGUUUUGAUUAUGCAAGACGUCUAGCUAUAUAUUGUAAAAUUCAUCAGAAAAUACCUGAAGAAGCCUUAACAUUUGAACAAGCUUAUAGAGCUAAUCAACAAAAUAAUAAAACAAAAAAUGAAAACACACAAAAUGGUGGUAGUAGUAGUAGUAUUAGUAGUAACUCUAUGAAAUUAAAAAAAGGACCUAAGAAAAAUUAUAACAAGAAAAGUGCAAAUUUAAAUGAACAAGAAAAUAUAAACGAAGAUGUAAAUAUCAAUGCACAAAAUGUAAAUGAAGAUCAAAAUGUAAAUGACCAUCAAAAUGUAAAUGAAGAUCAAAAUGUAAAUAAUCAAAAUAUAAAUAAUCAAAAUAUAAAAGAAGAUGAAAAUAUGAAUGGCCAAAAUAUAAAAGAAGAUGAAAAUAUGAAUGGCCAAAAUAUAAAUGAAAGUGAAAUAAUUAGCAAUAUAGAGAAAUAUCUACGCAUUAUUAAUCAAAAGAGAAAAAUAAAUAAUAAUAUGGAUGAAGAUGGAAAUAUAGUUCAUGCAAAUUAUAAUGUUGAACAAAAAAGUGAUCAAAUUGAUCAUAUAAAUUAUAAUAAUAUUAUUAACAAAAUUAAUAGUAGUAAUAGCCUUCAUUAUAGUAAUAGUGUUGAUAGUACUACUGUUCAUAUAAAUCCUGAUAGUGCUAACAGUUUCAGUGGUAGUACUCAUAUUAAUAAUAGUAAUAACAUUAGCAUACAGAAAAAUUAUGACAGUGCUUUACAUAAUGAUGUACAAUAUAAUAUUAAAGAUAAAAUAAAUAGACAAAUAAAUAAAGAUAUUUCCUCAUCUAUUUAUGAUUCUAUAUCUAACAAUUACCAUGUUAAUAAAAAAAAUAAUAUGGAAAACCCUUUUGGUCAUAUAAAUGAUACAACAAAUAAUCUUAAAAAUUUACAAGCCAUAUUGGAACACAAAAUUAAUGUCUCUUCAGAUAGUUUAAAAAAUGUUAAUAACAUAAAGCCUAUGGAUUAUUUAAAUGUUGGAAAAAACAUUGUAGAAAAUAAUUUUGAUGAUAAUAAAAUGUGUGACUCUACAUUUGAAAGCACAAACAUAUAUAAGGACGAAAAGAAUAAUGAUUCAUCUAAUCUAUUAAAUGAUAAUAACAUGAACAGUAAUAAUAACAAUAAUAAUAACAAUAAUAAUAACAAUAAUAAUAAUGAUAGUAAUAAUUUGAACUUAUCUGUAGAUAUUAAUAAAUUCAGAGAAUAUUAUCUAAGUAUCUGCCAGAACAAAUGCAAGGAUAAAAUCAAUAUGAAUGUUAUAAAUAAAGAUGAGAGUAGUAUCGUUAAUGAAGACAAUAAAAAAUAUCCUGAUACAGAUAUAAAUAAUAAUCUAUUAUUAUCAAAUGUGUAUAAUAAUGAUUUACAUGCAUAUAGAAAAUACAUGAACAAUUCUAUCAUUCUGGAUAUUCUAAAAAGAAGAAUUGAAAAUAAUCAACAGGUAAAUAUAAAUGAAUACGAUGAAGAUGAUGAUGAUAAUAAUAGUAAUAAUAAAAGGAGAAAAAUAAAAAAUAAUCAGAAAGAAAAAAAUAAUCCAACCGAUAUUGAAAUAAAUAAUCAGAUGAAUUAUCCAAUGAAUAGUGAAAGGGACAUGAUAGGAAAUAAUUCUCCAGGUCGUUUAUCUCUAAAAUCGGCAGGUUCAUGUAUAUCAUCUACCUCUUCGGGUUAUAAGAAUGUAGAUAAUUUAUCAUCUAAUAAUAGUAUGUUGUAUGACAAUAAGGGAUGUAUCCCAUAUAAUCUUAACAAUCAACAUAAUGAUAAUCACAAUAAUAAUCACAAUAAUAAUCAAAAUGAUUAUCAAAAUAAUUAUCAAAAUAAUUAUCACAAUAAUUAUCAAAAUAAUUAUCAAAAUAAUUAUCACAAUAAUUAUCAAAAUAAUUAUCACAAUAAUAAUAUUAAUAAUCGUAAUAAUGAUGAUGAUAAUUAUUAUUAUAAUAAUAAUGAAUGUUCUGUUAAUAAAAAAAGUGAAGAUACAAAUGAAUGCAAAGACGAUAUGAUGAUUAGUUCAUUUAAUGGAGAUGAAAAAAUUUUAAACAAAAAAAAACAAAAAAAAAGAUCUUUGGAUAUUAUGAAUAUGGAUAAGGAUAAAAUAAAUGCUUUUCUAGAAAAAGGGAUGUAUAAAGAAAAUGAUAUUGAAAGAUUAAAUAUGAUAUAUAAGAACAAAAUGAAUGGUAGUAAUAAUGAUAUGAAGGUUGAUUUAGAACAACAUAUAAAAAAUAUGGAAAUAAAGGAUAUGGUUGAAAAUAUAUCAUGUAAUAAUGAUAAGAACGUGUCACUUAAUAAUAUGAAUAUAAAUGCAUAUAAUAUAUUAAAAGAUAUAAAUAAAUAUUGCAAUAUAGUAAACGGUCUAGAUCAUUUUAAUAAUUUAUCAUCAAAUAUUAAUAAAGAGACAAAUAAAAAAAACAUGGAUAUUCAAAAAUACAAUACAAUGAAUUCUCCAUAUAAUCAAGAACGUAUAAACAAAAUUAUGGUAGAUAAAGAUAAUAAAGAAGAUAGUAGUGAUGAUAUAAACUCAAGAAUAGUAGGUGUUCAUUAUGAUAGAAAACAAUUUAGAUGGAAAGCAACAUGGUAUACAUCUCAUGGUAGGAGAUGUGCAAAAUAUUACCCAGUAAAACAAUAUGGAUAUUUAGAAGCAAAAAAAAUGGCUAUAGAAUGUAGAAAGGCAUAUAAUUUAUAUAAAAAAUUAAAAAAGAAUCCAGAAUGUAUUGAAUAUUCUAGUAGUGAUAUAAAUUUCUGUAGUACUAUAUUUCCAAAAGAAUAUUAUAUUACUUUAUUUGAAAAUGAUGAAAAGAAAGAUAUGUAUUAUUGUGAAAAUAAAAAAAAUAAUAAAAAGAAUAAUAAUAAAAAUAAUUCUACUAUUAUUGAUAGUAAUGAAAAACAAAAAAGACAUUAUAAUGAAGCCUUAAAAAAAAUUAAUAAUUUUAAAACAAAAGAUUUUAAUCGAUUAUCAGAUUAUAUGUUAUCAAAUAAAAAUGAUCUAAACAAUGUAACACAAAUGAAUAAAAUGGAUUAUCCAAAUUCGGGUUAUAUUAUGAAUAUUAACAACGAUGAAUCACCAAGUCAUAUAUUACAUGCAACAGUAGAAAAUAAUAAUGAUAUUAAUACAAAUAACAUAAGACAUAUAAAUGAUCCACUAGAAAAUCAAAUGAACAGUCCUACACGUUGUUAUUCUAAUUGUCACUCAAAUUGUUACUCAAAUUGUCAUACAAAUGUUCAUACAAAUGUUCACACAAAUGUUCACACAAAUUUUCAUACUAAUGUUCAUACAAGUAUUCAUACAAAUUGUCAGGUGAACUUUUUAGCUGGAUGCCAUACCAAUUGUCAAGUAAAUAAUUUAUCAACUAACCAAACGAAUAAUAUACCAAAUGAUGAAUCUAAUAAUAUAUUAAAUGAUAAAUCUAAUAAUAUAUUAAAUGAUCAACCUAAUAAUAUAUUAAAUGAUAAAUCUAAUAAUAUAUUAAAUGAUCAACCUAAUAAUAUAUUAAAUGCUCAACCUAAUAAUAUAUCAAAUGAUCAGUGGGAAGAUAAUAAAUCUAUAUGUAGUCAGUAUAAGAAUGAAAUCAAUAACAAAAGUCCAUGUUGCAAUGUUUCAAUUAAUAGAGAAAUGAAUAAUAAUAUAUGUGAUAUGAAUAAUUAUAAUAAUAUAUGUGAUAUGAAUAAUCAUAAUAAUAUAUGUGAUAUGAAUAAUCAUAAUAAUAUAUGUGAUAUGAAUAAUCAUAAUAAUAUAUGUGAUAUGAAUAAUCAUAAUAAUAUAUGUGGUAUGAAUAAUAAUCAUACUUGUUGUGAAAAAAAUUCCUCUUUGUGCACAUCUCCAACCUCAUUACUUUCUUUAUAUUAUUUAUCAGAACAUAUUCUACAAUUUCAAAAAGGAACCAUAAAAUAUAUACUACAAGAUUUAAGAGAUAAUUGUCUUGCGAACUUAGCUUAUGAAUUACAGAAUAUAACAUUCCAAGAAUAUUAUAUGGCAAUUCAUUAUUUGAAUAGAUAUAUAGACGAAUCGAAAUGUUAUGAUGAUAUUUUUUUCCUCUUGAAAGUAUUAGCAAAAAACAUAGAAAUUAAAAAAAUACCAAGUGCAUAUAACGAAGAACAACAAAAAGAAUUUUUGAAUUCAUUAACAAUUAUUAGCAAGCAAAUUAAACAUAAACGUUCACAUGAAAUAUCAUCUAAUAACAUGAAUAAUCAUAGUGUGGACGAUGAAUAA